AUUUUGGCCUUUAGUUCCGUAAUAAAACCUUAACGUUUUUUUAACGGUUAGAUGUAUCUUGUGAGUCUUGACGCAGGAACAAACAUGUAUUUUAAAGUUACAGGAAUACUGUUAACUAUUACUGUAGGACUCGUAACAGGGUCCUUUCUAGAUAGAAAAGACUUGUUUAAAAUUUUACUUCGUGACUACCAGAAGGAUUUGGCUCCGGCUGGCAAAGGCGGUGGACCAGUCGUUGUGUAUCAUUCUCUCUUCGUAAAUGCAUUUGAGAGCUUGGAGAACAAUGUUCUGACGCUUCAAACAUGGGAAUGGAUGUCCUGGAAUGACAAUAGAUUGCAGUGGGACCUUGGAUCAUACGGUGAUGAAAAAACCCUGUUCAUCCCCAGCAAGUUAGUCUGGCAACCGGAUAUCCUACUUAUGAACAGUGUUGAACAGUUUACCGGUUUCGCUGCAGGAGACUUGAAUGUUAUUGUUUACCAUGAUGGCAACGUCACAUUCGUACCGAUAAGGCACUCCAAGACACUCUGUCCUUUCAACAUGGAAUCCAUUUACAGGGAGAACGAAGUCAACUGCAGCCUGAAGUACAUGUCUUGGGCCCACAGUUCCAAGACUUUGGAUACACACUCCACUUUUCAGACUGUCCAAAACCUUUCGCAGAUGACUCCAAACCGUCUCUGGGAGAUUGUGGACACGAAAGCUGAAAGAAAUGAAUUGACGUUCUCGUGUUGCAACACAGAAGUAUAUCCAGAAAUUGAAUAUACGCUAACAAUAAAGCGUUUACGUUAGGUGCGAAAUUUCGUUUAGAAAAACUUGCUUAUAAGAGCAAAAUCAAGAGACUGCAUAUACGUUAAGUAAAGUUUGCUGCGUCUAAACAGUUUCAUGAACGAACUGCUGCAUGACUUGUCAUUGUUUCACAAUUAUGAUAAAUAAAUAGUUGUGCCUGCCAAACUUGUACAUAAUGCAA
Molecule: messenger RNA, 961 nt
Organism: Mercenaria mercenaria
Lineage: Eukaryota; Metazoa; Mollusca; Bivalvia; Venerida; Veneridae
Product: neuronal acetylcholine receptor subunit alpha-7-like
Exons: 4
Coding region: 52-783 (243 amino acids)
Biological process (GO): chemical synaptic transmission; nervous system process; monoatomic ion transmembrane transport
Cellular component (GO): neuron projection; membrane; synapse
Molecular function (GO): neurotransmitter receptor activity; transmembrane signaling receptor activity; extracellular ligand-gated monoatomic ion channel activity
Source: RefSeq, a predicted model, not a curated record